AUGGGAGCUUUCGAUUUCAUGUACGAGAAGUUUGCUCCCCUCACGUUUGCUGUUGCAUUGGGUUGGGGAGCAAAUGCACAGAACGAGUCAUGUCGCUCCUUCCCUGGCGACGAUCUUUGGCCAUCAGUCGCCGAUUGGGCCCAAUUGAACGACACGGUGGGCGGGCGGCUCAUCGCCACGGUUCCUCUCGGCGCGCCGUGCCACGAUCCGACGUACGAUGCCACCGUCUGCAGCACUCUGCAAGCAAGCUGGACCUCGCCAGAGCUCCACGAUGAAUCAUCCAGCUCGGUCAUGGCCCCUUUCUUCGCGAACCAAAGCUGCGACCCUUUCACUGCUACCGACACGCCGUGCACGCUCGGCAAUUAUGUCCAAUACGCCAUCAACGUUUCGAGUGCCGAUGAUGCAAUUGCGGGAAUCCGGUUCGCAACAGACAAGAAUGUUCGCCUGGUCAUCAGAAACACCGGCCACGACUACCUCGGCAAAUCUACCGGAGCCGGGUCCCUGGGUUUGUGGAUGCAUCAUCUGAAAGACAUCGAAAUCAUUGAUUACUCCGAUGCUCACUACACCGGCAAAGCAAUCAAGAUCGGCGCCGGUGUUCAAGCCGGACAGGCUGCAGAUGCAGCAGACGCCCAGGGCCUGGUCACCAUUGGAGGAAAUUCCCCUACUGUCGGAAUUGCAGGUGGAUACUCUCAAGGCGGAGGGCACACACCUCUUGCCUCAAAGUACGGCAUGGCGGCUGACCAAGUGUUGGAAUGGGAAGUAGUCGAUGGGUUGGGCAAUGUCCACAUCGCAAACCGCCAGAACAACACAGAUCUCUACUGGGCAAUGUCCGGUGGCGGCGGUAGCACUUACGGCGUGGCUCUGGCAAUGACGGCUAAGCUCUACGAAGACAUACCGGUAUCCGGAGCCAACAUCAGCUUCGCCUCCGCUAAUAUUACGGCAGACAGCUUUUGGAAUGCAAUUGAGAAAUGGUCGGAGGUGAUCUCCCCGCUUCUCGACAAGGGCAUUGUUGCGAAUUCGUACGCAAUGAACACAAGUUUCGCAAUCGCACCCAUCACCGCUCCAGGGAUCACUGCAGAUGAGCUAUCCUCUCUGCUCCAGCCGUACCUCAGCCACCUCGAUAGCCUUGGCAUCCAGUACCAGCAUUCCGUCGUCCAGUUUCCAGGAUAUCUUGCUCAACACGAUGCCAUGACGCCAGUACAGGGAGUCGGCACUACUCAGGGUGGCAGCUGGAUUAUUCCAAGAGCCGUCGUGCGGGAACGUAACGAUGAGUUGACGGCGGCAUUCCGGAGCGUGGCGAACGACGGGGGGAUAGUUGUCAAUCUUCAUUUGAGGCCCUCGAAAGAGGUUGCUGGCGACGUCGAUAACGCGGUGCUUCCAGCAUGGAGAGACGCGGAUAUGGCGUCUGUCAUUGCGACACUGUGGAAUUUCACUGCCCCGUGGUCGGAAAUGGUGGCCGAUCAGGAAAAGAUAACGAACAAAUACGUUCCGAUGUUCAGCUCAUUGGCACCGGAGUCAGGUACUUAUAUGAACGAGGCGGACUACAAUCAACCUGAUUGGCAAACUGCGUUUUACGGAGCGAACUACGACAGACUGAGAAGUGUCAAAGCCAAAUAUGACCCGCAUGACAUCUUUUACGCAACUACGGCCGUGGGAAGUGAUGAAUGGGUUGUUCAUGAAGGUGGACGGCUCUGCAAGAAGUAG
Lasiodiplodia theobromae is the source of this 1704-nucleotide messenger RNA. RefSeq names its product Fad/Fmn-containing isoamyl alcohol oxidase. NCBI's taxonomy places the organism in Eukaryota, Fungi, Ascomycota, Dothideomycetes, Botryosphaeriales, Botryosphaeriaceae. The record is from RefSeq and is a predicted model, not a curated record. Gene Ontology annotation, molecular function: FAD binding; oxidoreductase activity. The transcript is spliced from 5 exons. The coding region runs from base 1 to 1704 and encodes 567 amino acids.